AUGGCAUUUCAACUGCCCAGGUUUUUUGCGCUGAAAUCAAAAAAGAAUGAGAAACACUUGCAAUACAUACACCAAGACAUCAAGAAGCUGCAUGGGUUUCUCCAAUUCUCCGGAGAUAACGUUGUGAGCCCAUACGCACAGUUCCAAAUGGUGGCCGCAACCAGCUGCAACCGUCGUCUAGUACACAUAAGAUCCUGCUACAACAACAAAUACUUGGUAAGGGAGGACAAAGACCAUUGGUGGAUUGUGGCCAGGGCUGACGAACCACAGGAAGAUCAAUCCCUUUGGUCGUGUACUCUCUACGAGCCUCAACUUGUCCAACCCCAAGCUGACAACAACGGCAGCAUCCCCCUAAUCCGAUUGCGCCACGUACAACUCGGUCACUACUUAAAGCUAUUAUCUGCAAACGACUUCCAGGCAUGCCUCUUUGCACACCAAGCAACGCCAGACACCCAAAAAUUUGAUGUCUUCACAGUCAAAGAGCUUGUUCUGUCCCGGACCAUCUCUGAUCUCAACUUCCGCCUCGCCCAUGCCAGGAUCUAUAAUCACAACAUCGACCUCCUUGUGGCCACCGGAGAAGCCGAAAACUGCACCCUACAACCGGCCAAUGCACUCAUCCUGCUCUCCUACAUAGACACUAAGGAAAGCACUUGGAUUACCAGUGUCGAUAACGUUGCUUUCACGUCCCUCAUCCCAACCACCCUCACCUCUGACACUCUAUUCGCCGUAGAACACAACGACGGAGGCAUCAUCGGAGUUUUGGGUAAGUUUAACGGAGUCUACCAGUGCGGUCAAACUCACACAUCACAAACUACAAUUGAGAGUCGGUUCCCAGUUGUUGUGCCGCCGAUGAGUAAGGUGAAAGUGAGCCUUCUAGCAACAAAGGCUUCAUGCAACAUUCCCUUCUACUACUCUCAGCAAGACAAUCUUAUUAGCCCACACCCACGAACUAUUACCUACCACAAGGAAGGUGGCGUUUACACUGGUGUCAGUUUCUACAACUUCAAGCACAAGAAAGAAGAAGAACCGCUUGCGGGAUAA
Messenger RNA from Prunus dulcis (almond), 1041 nucleotides. RefSeq lists its product as uncharacterized. The record is from RefSeq and is a predicted model, not a curated record. The transcript has a single exon. Lineage: Eukaryota; Viridiplantae; Streptophyta; Magnoliopsida; Rosales; Rosaceae. Bases 1 to 1041 code for a protein of 346 amino acids.